AUGAGGCCACUUUUUCGCUUCGAAAAGAAAUUCAAAAUUUACGCAGCUCAUCUUUGGGAUUUGGUCCAUGAGGUGCAACUUCUUACGUUUGAUGUGAGCCAUCAAUACGUUUUGCUUGUGGCAAGUGGUCCUGAUCAGUGGAGGCUUCCGGGAUUUCUUUCUAAAGAAGUAUCUGACAGCUCGAUAGAGGGUGUGUGCAGCGCUGCCAAGACAGUAAUUGGUAUCGAAUUUCCGUUUCUUGUUCUUCGACAUUGUUACUCUGAGGAGUUGUCCGUUGAAACGCCUAAUCUUUCAGCUACUAAGGUCCGCGCCAUUCUCGUUGCUCAGUGCCAUGAGAAAUCUCAAGAAGUGCCUUCUGGAUGCAGUUGGGUGGCCAUCACCAAUGAUCACAGAGCGGGUGUCGUCCAUGUGUCGCACUCGGAGAAAGAAGCGGAGCAGGCCAUUCGGCGAGAACUGGAACAGACCGUAGCUAACGUUACGCCGCCUAGACGGGUGCCUUGGGCCUCUGUUGGAUGGUAUCAAGAAACGCUUCGAAAGGUGCGCGAAAUAUUGGAUGGACACAAUGUGCAUGUGAUGGGGGAAUUGGUUCAGAUCCGUGCGUCAUCCAGAGGAGCCGUGCUAAGGAUCAAGACGAACGAGAGUGAUUACUACCUUAAAUGCAGUGCAUCCACGUCGAACGAUGCUGGAGUCACGUCAAUAAUGUCUAGCGUUGUUCCUGAUCUUGUCGCCAAGCCGUUGUUCGCAGAUGUGGAACGUCGUCAAAUGAUCCUUGUGGACCACGGUGACGAGACUAGCUUCUGUGGAUUGGAAGAUGAAGGGCGUAAGCAGGGCGUAAGAGAUCUGGUGCGUCUGCACCGCGCAAGCGCAAAGGUGUUGCCUGAUUUGUUGGAGGCCGGACUACCAUGUUAUUCACCACUGUGGAUGCGUGAGAACUUGAACUCACUUUUUCAGUGUAAGGAGCUUUUGCCCAUGCUGGAAACGGAAGCAAAACAGAAACUGUCGAGCAUCAAGGUGAAGCUGCAAGACGAUCUGACAGAACUUAUUGAUUUGGAAAUGCCUACCUGUUUGAUACACAAUGACACGACCAGUGGGAACCUAACCAGGAAGGGCGCCGAUGAGGGUCCAGGGGUCCGGUUUUUCGACUUUGACAGCUCUUUCGCAGGCCAUCCUUUGUUUGAUGUUGACUGGUGCAACCGAUAUACCCUAGAGGUCUAUGCACAGGAAAUGGACAUAGCUGACAUUGACGGAUUGUAUAGGUUGAUUGGGAAAGUAUUCUUCAACCUUGCGCCGCUCGUGGAAGCAUAUAGAUACUUGGAUAUGGUUAGGGAGGCGGAAGACGGUGCUCCCCGGGAAGACGCCCUUCACUGGCUAGAGGACAGUCGGGUGGGCAAAGGACUAGGAAGACAUCACGAAUCGAAUUCUGAGGAUCGUAGACGUGGGCACUGUGUUGUACAGGACAAACAUCGCAAAUAA
This is a messenger RNA of Chondrus crispus (carragheen), 1473 nucleotides long. RefSeq lists its product as hypothetical. NCBI's taxonomy places the organism in Eukaryota, Rhodophyta, Florideophyceae, Gigartinales, Gigartinaceae. Bases 1 to 1473 code for a protein of 490 amino acids. The transcript has 3 exons. The record is from RefSeq and is a predicted model, not a curated record.